GUUAAAAUUCUGUGUCACCAGUUGCUGGUCCAGGUGUGUGACCUGCUUAGGCUAAAGGAUUGUCACCUCUUUGGACUCAGUGUUAUACAAAAUAAUGAACACGUAUAUAUGGAGUUGUCACAAAAGCUUUAUAAGUAUUGUCCAAAAGAAUGGAAGAAAGAGGCCAGCAAGGGUAUUGACCAGUUUGGGCCUCCUAUGAUUAUCCACUUCCGUGUACAGUACUAUGUGGAAAAUGGCAGAUUGAUCAGUGACAGAGCAGCAAGAUUCUAUUAUUACUGGCACCUGAGAAAACAAGUUCUUCAUUCUCAGUGUGUGCUCCGAGAAGAGGCCUACUUCCUGCUAGCAGCCUUUGCCCUGCAGGCUGAUCUUGGGAACUUCAAAAGGAAUAAGCACUAUGGAAAAUACUUUGAGCCGGAGGCUUACUUCCCAUCUUGGGUAGGCACUGUCUUCAGAUUCUAAAGAGUGUUUUCUCUAGCGCAUUUCUAGUUCAUUUUGCUGCUACUCACGCUGCUUCAAGAAGAGGGGACCCAGACAUUUUGUGGCCAGUAGUUUUACUCUUCAUGAAGCCCCAAAACAAAUUUCACACUUGAGAGCAUGGCACACAUGAUGGUACACGUGCUUAUAGUUAAUGGGGAAGAGGAUCGCUGUCCAUCCUAACUGUGGUGGAACUUGGACUCUGCCAGCCUCCUUCGGCACUU
Molecule: messenger RNA, 698 nt
Organism: Galeopterus variegatus (Sunda flying lemur)
Lineage: Eukaryota; Metazoa; Chordata; Mammalia; Dermoptera; Cynocephalidae
Product: FERM domain-containing protein 6-like
Exons: 4
Biological process (GO): positive regulation of hippo signaling
Cellular component (GO): cytoplasmic side of apical plasma membrane; cytoskeleton
Source: RefSeq, a predicted model, not a curated record